CAAUCGAUAAAAGGCCCAAACCGAAGACAAGAGGCAUAGCAACCGGCAAGUCGAGUGGGAGCGAUCAGGAAAAGAUCAGCUGCGCAAGAAAUUCUUCAAUAUUUGAAGCCACAACGACAAACCCUCUCUCAGAUUGGCCGACGCCAACAUAAAUUCUGACUUCCGAGAUUCAGUUCCGGUUGUGGUAGACAUGGAUAGAUAUGAGCAUGAUUCCCCAACCAGGGAGGCAUAUGAUGAUGGCUAUGAGCGGAAUGGGACUGAUAGGUCGAGUAAGCAUCGGAGCAAGGAUAGGAAAGACAAGGAUCACAGAGACAAAGACCGAGAACGGUCUAAGAGAAGUGGUGAUGAUGUUGCAAAGGAGAGAGAGAAGGAGACUAAAGGUUUGGAGAAGGAGCGUGACAAGCAUAGAGAUAAGGAUAGGAAUAAAGAUAGUAAGGUGAGGGAGAAAGAUUAUGAUCGGGAAAAGUACAGGGAGAAAGAGCGUGAGCGUGAUAGGAAAGAUAGAGGGAAGGAAAAGCAGCGGGAAAAGGAGAAAGAGAGAGAAGGCGAUAAAGAGAGAGGGAAAGAAAAGGGCAGGGAUCAGGAUAGAGAAAAGGAAAAGGAGAGAGAAAAAACAAAGGAGAAAGAUAGGGGGAAGGAAACUGAGAAGCAUAAGGACCAAGAGAAGGAUAGGGAAGACAAUCAUGACAGAGAUAGACAAAAAUCCAGAGAGAAGACUAGGGAGAAGGAGAGGGAGAUGGAUCAAGAGACAGAUAGGUUGAAGGAUAGAGAAAGAGUGACCAAGAAAAGUGGCGAGGAAGAUCGUGAUAAAGGCGAGGAAGAUAAACUUAAAUUCAUUGAUGAUCAUAACAGGGAUAAGGACAUUGCAAAGCCAGGGAAGGUUUCUUUUCGCGAUAAAGAUGGCACAGCCAGAGCGCAUGUUGCAGCUUCAGAGCUUGAGGAGCGCAUUGUCAGGAUGAGAGAAGAAAGAGAAAAGAAAAGAGCUGAAGGUGCUUCUGAGAUCUUAUCAUGGGUUAAUAAGAGUCGUAAACUUGAGGAGAAAAAGAAUGAUGAGAAAGAAAAGGCGUUACAGCUCUCAAAGGUUUUCGAGGAGCAGGACAAUAUUGGUCAGGAAGAAACUGAAGAUGAGGAGGGGAGUGAGCAGAAUAGUGGCUCUUUAGCAGGAGCAAAAGUUCUUCAUGGUCUCGACAAAUUAAUGGAAGGUGGAUCGGUUGUUUUAACUCUGAAAGAUCAGAGUAUACUUGCUAAUGGUGACAUCAAUGAAGAUGCUGAUAUGCUUGAAAAUGUUGAAAUUGGAGAGCAAAAACGCCGGAAUGACGCUUAUAAGGCUGCAAAGAAGAAAACAGGAAUCCAUGAGGAUAAGUUCAAUGAUGACAUUUCUUUGGAGAAGAAAAUACUUCCUCAGUAUGAUGAUCCAGCUGAAGAUGAGGGACUAGUCCUUGAUGGGCGGGGGCGCUUCACAGCCGAAGCAGAGAAGAAACUGGAGGAGCUCCGAAGAAGAAUCCAGGGUGGUUCGACAAGUAAUCAAUUUGAGGAUCUCAACUCAGCUGCAAAAAUCUCAUCAGAUUACUAUACUACUGAAGAAAUGCUUCAGUUUAAAAAGCCCAAGAAGAAAAAAUCCUUGCGAAAGAGAGAUAAGCUGGAUAUUGAUGCCCUCGAAGCAGAGGCUGUUGCCACAGGAUUAGGUGUUGGAGAUAUUGGUUCUCGCAAUGAUGGGAGAAGACAGGCUAUUAAGGAGGAGCUGGAGAGAUCUGAGGCUGAAAUGAGAAGUACUGCAUACCAAGCAGCUUAUGCUAAAGCGGAUGAGGCAUCUAAAUCACUGCGGAUGGAACAAACUCUUCCUAGUAAACCAGAAGAAGAUGAAAAUCCUGUGUAUGCUGAUGAUGAUGAGGAUCUUUAUAAAUCCUUAGAAAGAGCCAGGAAAUUAGCACUGAAGAAGCAAGAAGAAGCAGCUUCUGGUCCUCAGGCAGUUGCCCACCGUGCCAGCACUGUUAUCAGUCAAAGUGCAGAUGAUCAAAUUGUCACAAAAGAUGAGUCACAAGAGAACAGGAUAGUCUUUACAGAAAUGGAAGAGUUUGUUUGGGGUCUUCAGCUCGAUGAAGACACCCGCAAACCAGACAGUGAAGAUGUUUUUAUGGAGGAGGAUGAAGAUCCAAAGGCUUCUGAUCAAGAAGGAGAAGAUGAGGCUGGUGGGUGGACAGAAGCUUUGCAGGAUUCAAUAAUGGAUGAAAUGCCUGCUAACAACAAUACAGAAGAAAUAAUUCCAGAUGAAACGAUUCAUGAAGUUGCAGUGGGGAAAGGUUUAUCUGGAGUUUUGAAGCUGCUCAAAGAGCGUGGAACCCUGAAAGAAACUGUUGAAUGGGGUGGUAGGAAUAUGGACAAGAAAAAGAGCAAACUUGUUGGCAUUGUGGAUGAUGCUGGUAAUGAAAAAUUCAAGGACAUCCGUCUUGAGCGGACAGAUGAGUUCGGGCGUGUGUUGACUCCAAAAGAAGCUUUUCGUUUGCUCUCCCACAAAUUCCAUGGCAAGGGGCCUGGCAAAAUGAAGCAAGAGAAAAGGAUGAAGCAAUACCAAGAAGAAUUGAAGUUGAAGCAAAUGAAGAAUUCGGAUACACCAUCACUGUCUGUUGCGAGGAUGAGAGAAGCUCAAGCUCAGUUAAAGACACCCUACCUUGUUUUAAGCGGUCACGUUAAACCUGGGCAAACUAGUGAUCCAAGCAGUGGUUUUGCUACUAUUGAAAAGGAUCUCCCUGGGGGAUUGACACCCAUGCUUGGUGAUAGAAAGGUUGAACAUUUCUUGGGGAUAAAGCGUAAGGCUGAACCUGAGAACUCAAGUACACCAAAGAAGCCUAAAACUUGAAAGUGACCGAAAUUUUCUGCCAGAGAUUGUGGGCAAUUUAAAUUUCUGUCUCAGCAGUGCAUUCAAUUACUUACAGCCUUACAGGAAGGCACACAUGUUAUCAAGGAAUCUUUUGUUAAAUGGGUUAAGUAUAGCAGCACAUUGCCCCUCUUGCAGUACAUAUGUGCCCAGCUGGGCUUUAUUUUCCGCGGGACGUUUGGCGGUAUGACAUCAUUAACAUCAAGAUAUCUUAAUACUUUUUUAUCUGUAUAUCUGUUAUUACUUGAUUGAGAGGAAUACCUCACAUGGAACUCGUGGUGCUUAUUACUGUUGCCCAGAUUAAGACAAUUUGUGGUAGUUGAUGAAUUUAUGCGAUUAUUAAUCGUUCA
This is a messenger RNA of Tripterygium wilfordii, 3225 nucleotides long. RefSeq names its product SART-1 family protein DOT2. The transcript has 14 exons. Gene Ontology annotation, cellular component: U4/U6 x U5 tri-snRNP complex. The record is from RefSeq and is a predicted model, not a curated record. Lineage: Eukaryota; Viridiplantae; Streptophyta; Magnoliopsida; Celastrales; Celastraceae. Gene Ontology annotation, biological process: mRNA cis splicing, via spliceosome; maturation of 5S rRNA. The coding region runs from base 191 to 2857 and encodes 888 amino acids.